Messenger RNA from Procambarus clarkii (red swamp crayfish), 882 nucleotides. RefSeq names its product adhesive plaque matrix protein-like. NCBI's taxonomy places the organism in Eukaryota, Metazoa, Arthropoda, Malacostraca, Decapoda, Cambaridae. The record is from RefSeq and is a predicted model, not a curated record.
CCAUCAUAGCUGGCAACCCAGACAAGACCCGCACUAUAAAUACCACCGUCCUGAUCCACCUCUUCAGUCCCCUUCUCGUCUUCACAGAGGCAACAACUCAGAUCCGAGAUGAUGUGUUGGAGUUUGUUUGUGGUGGUGUUGGGUGUGGUGGCAGCGGUGGGGGCUGACCCCAGCUACCCCCAACCCGCCCCCUGCUACCCCAAGACCCAGUACGUCACCCAGUACCAGACGCAGGUCCAACAGGUUCCUGUGUAUACGACUGUGUACAAGACCCAGGUCGUCCCCACCACCCUCUACCAGACCCAGUACCAGACCCAGUACGUGACCAAGUACGAGACCCAGUACGUUCCCCAGUACGUCACCGAGACCGUCUACAAGACCCAAGUCCAGUACCAGACCCAGUACGUAACCAAAUACCAGACCCAGUACCAGACCCAAUACGUCACCAAGACCGAGUAUGUCCCCCAGUACAUCACUCAGACCCAAUACCAAACCCAGUACGUUACACAGACCCAGUACCAGACCGUGUACAAGACCGAAUACGUCCCUCAGUACGUCACCAAGACCGAGGUGCAGUACAAGACCCAGUACCAGACCCAAGUGGUCCCGGAGUACCACACGGUCACCAAGACCGAGCAGACCUACAAGACGGUCUGCCCCAAGCCCUCCUACGGCUACGGCUACUGAAGACCCGGUCUGCUAACAGACCCAACUGGUCUCACCACGUCGCCAAGGAUCCAGCAGACCUACAAGACCAAGUCUGCCCCAAGCCUCCUACGGCUACUGAAGACCCGGCCAGCCAGAGGGUCAAAUACCCGGUAGCGAAUUACUCCUCUUCAACACAUGUUACUCUUUCUUGUAUAUAUUAAACAUCAAAAUUGU